GACCAAAUAUUGAAAACAAAAGAUAAUGUUGUCGCUACUCUCUAUUGUCUUCACUUUUCUUGCUCUUAGUCUCAUCCCUUGUCUCUUCAUCUCUAGGCGUCAAAGUAUUCCCCUCUCCUUGAAAAAUAUCCUCAGGUUCAUCAAAACUGGAGCUACUCAAUACAAUGACGAAGGAGAGAGUUGUAGUGGAACAAUUGAAGAGACAGAGAAACGAGGGAGAAUACCAAACCAUGUGGCGAUUAUAUUGGACGGAAACAGACGUUGGGCGAAGAUACGAGGGCUGGAAGUGUCAGAAGGUCACGAAGCAGGAGGGAGAAGAGUAGUGGAGAAUUCCAAGAAAUGGUUCGCUAUGGGUGUAAAGACUGUCUCGCUCUUUGCCUUCUCCACUGAAAACUGGGGAAGACCCGAGGAUGAAGUUAACUUCUUGAUGGCCAUGUUUGAGAAAAACUUCAAGUCUGAGAUGCCUUAUUACCAAAGAUAUAAAAUCAAGAUAUCUGUUAUCGGGAAAAGAACGAAUAUCCCCGAGUCGCUUUUAGGUUUGAUACGAGAGGUAGAAGAAGCUACAAAAAGCUACAAAGAGAAGCAUCUCGUUAUGGCGAUAGACUAUAGUGGAAGAUUUGAUAUCUUACAAGCCUGCAAAAGUCUUUCUGAGAAAGCGAAAAACGGGCUGAUCCAAGUGGAGGACAUUGAUGAAAAGCUGAUGGACAAGGAGUUGAUGACAAGCUGUAGUGAUUUCCCAAACCCUGACCUACUGAUCAGAACGAGCGGAGAGAAAAGGAUCAGUAACUUCUUCCUAUGGCAAUCAGCUUACACUGAGCUCUACUUUCCUAAUGUUCUAUGGCCUGACUUUGGCGAGGCUGAGUAUCUCAAGGCCUUGACUUGGUUUCAGCAGAGGCAGAGGCGAUUCGGUCGAGGAGUUUAAACUUUGAACUUCACGUCUUAAAGAAAAGAGCGAGCCCAGGCUUAGCAAGAUUCUCACAAAUAAAUUGUUCAAUUACUGAAUAUGCAUGUGUGCGUUUGUUUUUACGUUUGUUAGUUCAAAAUGCUACGUUAGUUUUUAUUGUUUUUAUUCGAACAUCAUUUAGAAACUGAAAAUUGUGAGUUUGUAGCUUUUAAAUGUUAUUUUAUAAUUAAAACCGUGUUUUUUGUCGCUAAUUAAAA
Eutrema salsugineum is the source of this 1161-nucleotide messenger RNA. Its product is annotated as dehydrodolichyl diphosphate synthase 5. Lineage: Eukaryota; Viridiplantae; Streptophyta; Magnoliopsida; Brassicales; Brassicaceae. The transcript has 4 exons. Gene Ontology annotation, cellular component: chloroplast stroma. Gene Ontology annotation, biological process: polyprenol biosynthetic process; response to cold; plastid membrane organization. The coding region runs from base 26 to 922 and encodes 298 amino acids. The record is from RefSeq and is a predicted model, not a curated record.